AAAAGAAAGGGAAUGGAGAUAUGGCUUUUAAAGGGUCAAAUCAGAUCUGCUUCUUUGUGAAAAAUAGACCUGAUGCCUAGCUCCAGUACAAACAGCACCUGCAGUUCAUACUAGACCUUAACAGUAAAAAUACUGUUCCUGGUAUUUAAAAACAGUAAAAUUGCUGUGCUGGAUUGUAAGUGAUUAAGAAGGUGCCCAGACAGCUUUGUGUGUCCAGCUACAACUGUUCCUCUGCUACAGGGAGAUCAUCUGCUCCAGCAGAUCGCAGGAAGAAACAUCCUUGGUCACCCUGGCUGCCUCUGAGCAGGGGCUGCCCUUGGCUGUCGGCUCUUCUGUCAGCCUCAGGGUCGUGUGAAGGACAAGGGGCUCCAGAAAAUAAACUGUAGAUGCUCAGGAAAAGGAAGAUUCUGUUAAAAGCCCAGACUGCGUGGAAAGACUGGCACGAAAAUACAUGCAGAAGUGCACAGUGGAGUCAAGCACAGAGUCUGAGAAUGAAUCCAGGGCAGAGGUUGUGCCUAGCCCACUUUCUGGAGGACCCAAGAAAGCAAAGGAAUCCAGAAGACUACAAUUUGUAGAUCCUUAUGAUGGUGACUCAGAAGAUGCAUCUGUUCACACUGACUGUGGUAUAAAAGAUGCACCAUGGAGAAACAGUGCCUCAAAAGCAGUGCCUUUGGAGGGUGCUGAUACUUCAGAGGAUGAAGAAUCCUCCCCUAAUCCCCCAAAUGUCAGUGAAAUUCAGGCAGUACAUGACUGCAGAGCAGCCCUGGAGCUCCCUGGCCAGAAGAAGGGUCUGUUGCAGUCACCUCCAGGCCCAGGAGCAUUUAUCCCGGCGGGGCUGACACCUGACCACGCCUCACCGAGGGCUGUUAACCCUUCAGUCUCCGCGGGUCUCCCUGCAAUCCCGGCUGGCACUGCUCCACAGCCCCUGCUCGCAGCUCACUGUGAUGGCACAAUGGCAGAGCAGCCCAUAAUUAAAAGAAAACAAGGGAUUCCUGCUCCAGAGGGUGCUAGUGAAAAACUAAAGAAAUUCCGUACCACUUAACCUAAGGGAUGAAUAAAUCAUUGGACAGACUGUUCUGGAGGAUCAUUCUGGUAGAGAUUUCUUUUGCAGUGUGUACCUGAACUAACCAGGCUGCCUCAAGCCUGUUACAAAUGCACUGCACUGUACAGUAAGCUCUGAGCUCCACCUGAAAAACUGAAUCAAACAAGUUGUGUGGCAAUUCCAGUGAACACGAGCAAGGGUCUAUCCACAGCAUGACAGACCAGCUCCUCUGGAAGCAGCAGCCCAGAGUGCCCAGGUCCUCUGGAAGCAGCAGCCCCAGCUCCUGUGUGCAGUACCUGGAGGCAGCUGCUCAGUUUCAGUGUAAUCUCACCAACACUGACAAGGGUUUGUCAGGAGGGAAAGAAGAAUGACCCUUGGCUGCAAUUAUCUUCCAACAGCUAUGGCUUGUCUGGCACCUGCUUCACUGGUGUUUGGCUCCUGCUGUGCCUGACCUCCCUCCGAGUGGUGAAUGAUACAGGUUUGACUGCCAACAGCUGAACUGACUGCAACUGCUGGCAAUCCAGCAUUCAUUUUCUGCUUCAAAGGGGGAGAAGUUGUCUAAUUGCUGUUAACACAGCUGCUCCUUCCUUGUUUGACCAAUGUUUUGGGCAGUUUCUGUGUAGCUGCCAGAACAGUGUUUACAAUGUGAUGUGGAACACAUUAGCUCAGAGCUGCUUAGUGAAAGCAAUCAUUCAGGAGCUGCAGGAAUGGUGCCCACAGAUGGGAGACCAGUUAGGGAGCAAAGCCUGUCUCUCUGAUCUCUCUUUCCUGUAUGGUAAUUUCUUUAAUCAGGUUUAGAAUCUGGGUAGUCCAUUUGUGUGGGAGGAGAACUACUAACUAUGAAAGUAUAAUGAUGGCUUGAAAGAUGUUAGUACCAGCAACUUGUUUUUGUACAACUGGCAGAGAUUUUUAGUUUCUAGUUUCUUUCAUAGGACGGAAAGCCAUUCAAAAUAUUAUUUAACUGCUAACAUUGCACCCUUCCACCUGUGUAUAUAUUUUAUUAAAGCAACUUCUCUUUCAUCCUUAUUCCCCUAGCUGGAAAUGGUUUUUAAUCAGCUUGGAACAUAUGUGGUUAAACAGUAAGUUUCAGAGGCUUUUGACC
This is a messenger RNA of Passer montanus (Eurasian tree sparrow), 2144 nucleotides long. RefSeq lists its product as uncharacterized. The record is from RefSeq and is a predicted model, not a curated record. NCBI's taxonomy places the organism in Eukaryota, Metazoa, Chordata, Aves, Passeriformes, Passeridae. The transcript has 6 exons. Bases 452 to 1042 code for a protein of 196 amino acids.